Messenger RNA from Tilletiopsis washingtonensis, 3340 nucleotides. RefSeq lists its product as hypothetical. The record is from RefSeq and is a predicted model, not a curated record. Gene Ontology annotation, molecular function: catalytic activity. The coding region runs from base 81 to 3140 and encodes 1019 amino acids. The transcript is spliced from 7 exons. Lineage: Eukaryota; Fungi; Basidiomycota; Exobasidiomycetes; Entylomatales.
GGCGCAGCAAGCUCCUCGACGCCGCCGCACCGCACCGCACACGCCGUCCUCCGCUGCCUCUUCCUCGCCCUCCUGCCGCCAUGGCGCUCCUGCUGCGCGGCGCGCGCCUGCGCCUCGCCGCCGCCGCGCUGCCCGGGCCGGCGCGGCACAUGAGCCUGCUGCCGGCACAGGCGCGCGCCCUGCUCCACGCAGAGGUCCCCGCCCUGUACACGCCCGCCGAGCCGCCGCUAGCCAAGCGCUCCCGGCGUGCCGAUGCCUAUCUGCCGCCGCUCGAGUCGCGCGAGCCGGCCGAGCUGGAGCAGCGCUACGUCAAGAUGAGCCCGACGGGGCGCCAUGCCUUCCUGCGCGCCCAGGGCGGCGCCGAUGAGAGGUCACUCCAGCCAGAGCUCGUCGUCGCCUCGCUCGCCGAGCUGCGUGCCGGCAUCCAGUGGCUCAGCGCGCAGGCCCACGUGGACGGGCGGCCGCCCGUGCGCCUCGCAGCCUCGCAGCCGCCGCUGCUGCGCCUCUCGCGCUUCACGCGCCCCAGCUUCUUCGACGUGCGCCUCGACAUCGACGCCGCUCGCGCGCCCAACAACGGCGUGCUCGGGCCCGAGAUGCGCCUUUCGCCGGUGUACCAGCGCCUGGCCGAUGAGCCGCCGCGGCAGGUGACGCUGCCGCCGCUCGUGCUGCGCGUGCCGAUCGACGUCUCGCCGCUCCUGGCUCAUCCCGUCCGCUCCUUUGCGCCGCUCGGCGAGGCGCCCGCCGAGCCCAGCGGCAGCGAUGCAGCGCUGCAACAGGUCGCCACGGCCGCGGCCGAGCGCGCAUUGGAGGCCCUGACGGCCAGCGACUGGGCGCGCUCCUUUCCGGAGACUGCGUACCGCGCCUUCAAGGCGUGCGUCCAGCAGCUCGUGACGCUGUACUGGAAGGCCGACGGCGAGCGCUUCACGAUCAACCUCGGCUUUGCGCUAAAGACACCCGACGGGGCCAAGAUCGAUGACAAGAAUGUGGUGCAGAGCAAAGGCACGGUUCUUCUGAACAGCGCACAGCUCGACUUUGACGACUUCGCCGCAAACCGGCAGCCAAAGAUCAAGGCGCUCUCGCGCGACGCCAAUGAGGUGUGGCCGCCUGUGUAUGCGGAGGCGAAGAAGCGCGGCGAGAAGGCGGCACGCGCGCAGGAGCGGCGCGAGAGAGAGCAGAUCAGCACGCCGCCCGAGGAGCCCCUCUCCGAGGCGCGCCAGUCGCGGCCAUCGCUGCGUCGGUCGGCGUACGGACAGGCCAAUUCGUUCCUCGAGCGGCUCGCCGACGAACAGGGUCUCGUGUACCGGCAGCACAUGGGCAACAUCGGACUCUUUGGCUACGGUGCUGGCAUGGGCAUGGGCACCUUUGAUGGCGUGGUCGACGAGGGCGGGCAUCCGGCAAACUUCUUCGACGGCGGUGGCGGUGCGUCGAUCCAGAACUCCAAGGCGGCGAUGGAAAUCCUGAGUCUGGACAGAAGCGUGCGCUGCAUCUUCGUCAAUAUCUUUGGCGGCAUCACGCGCUCCGAUCUGGUCGCGCAGGGCAUCCUGCAGGCGUAUGCUGAGUUCGGCAUGCGCCGCAUUCCGCUCGUCGCACGCUUCCGCGGCAACAUGGCCGAGGAGGCAAAGGCGACUCUGGCCGCCGCCGCUGAGCGGGGCGAGAUUGACGCGACGCUCAUCGACGACUUCCGGUCAGCGGCACGAGAGGCGGUGCGGCGAGCUGGGCCGUUCAUCGAAAAGCCUCCCGCCAAGGCGCCCAACGGCCAGCUUCGCUAUGUGCGAUAUGGCGAAGAGAAGAGGCUGAUGUCUGCGGUAUGGCGGGCCGCGAAGCGGCCAACUGCCACUGCGCGCAUGGCGCCGCCCGAGUCACGCACGUUCGUGUCGUCUGCAGCGUACCGGCAACCUCUGGCGCCGUUCCACUUCCUCACCGGCUACGCCUUUGCCGGCAAGCCGCGCGGCGCCGCGGCGCAGGAGCGCGACGAGGACCAGGAUCUUGAUCCGGAGGAGCGGGCCGAGGCGGAGGCGGAGGCUGCAGAGGCCCGCGCGGCGCUCAUGGGCGAGGACGUGCCGCCGCUGCCGCAGCAGGGCUUCCCGUCGGACUCGGACAUCGGGCGAUGGCGCGACGGCCUGCUGAGAGAAGGUGACGCCGGCGAGGACGCGCUCACGGUCUCGCGCAUGCGCGGCACGGAGGGCGAGACUGACGGCGGCGGAGACGUGCUCAUCGCCGUCGCCGACGGUGUCGGUGGCUGGGCUGAGAACGGCAUCGACCCGGCACUGUUCAGUCAGUCGCUCAUGUACCACGCAACGGCAUAUGCUCAGCAGCACGUCGCGUGCCCUGACCGGCUUGACAUCGACUCGGGCUCGCUUGGUUCGUCGAGCUCGAGCGCCUCUUCCGAUAGCACGCCGCCUACCACGCCCGGCUCUUCCGCCGACGGCGCCUCGCACGGCGGCGCGCCGCUGUCGAUCCUGGAGUACGCGUACGAGCGCACGCUCGAGCAGCCCGAGGUGCCGGCCGGCAGCUCCACAGCCACGGUCAUCACGCUGGACUCGACCAAGGGCAUCCUGCGCUCGGCCAAUGUGGGCGACUCUGGCUUCCUGGUACUGCGCACGAGCGGGCGCUCCGGCAAGGCGGGCGCCAGCGGCUCAGCAGCAAGCAGCACCGAGGCGCGCGAGGGCGUCUUCUACGCCUCUGCGCCGCUGCAGCACGGCUUCAACACGCCGCUUCAGCUCGCCAAGCUGCCGCCGGCCAUGCGGCGCUCCGGCUCCAUCGACUCGUCGCCGCGCGACGCGCACCUCUGGCAGGCCCAGCUGCGUGCCGGCGACCUCGUCAUCGUGGCCACCGACGGGUUCUUCGACAACGUCAGCACGCCAGAGACGACGCAGCUCGUGCGCUUCGUCAAGGAGAAGCACCACCAGACCUGGGUCGCCGCGCGUGAGAAGGGCACCGUCAGCGGAGACGCGGCCGCAGAGGAGCGCAGCCUGACGCAGGCCGUGGCGCACAACCUCGUCCAGUAUGCCAUCAUGUGCAUGCGCUCGCCGAACAAGCAGAGUCCGUUCGAGCGCGAGGCCGCGCGCCACGGCAUCCGCUUCCCAGGCGGCAAGGUUGACGAUGUGGCCGUGGUGACUGCGCUCGUUGUAGAGCGGUGAGGCUGCGUUGCGAAGACGACGGGCCCUUAUUUGCGUCUCCGUCGUGUCAUCCUACACUGUUGCAUAGCUGCUCUAAUCCACUGCACGUGUCGAGAGACUGCAGGAUGCGCAGCGGAUGCUCGUUCGGGCGCGCGCGAGCCAAACACCCGGCUGCGCGUGUAGCGCAGCACCAAGCGAUGCGCUAUGGGCCCGCAGUCUUG